AUGCAGAUGCAAGAGGGACACGAGUUCUCUGACUGGCUUCCUGACUGGCUCCCGCAAGUGACACCCGGAGCAGAUACGGUGACCUCAGAUCAGGAGCUUACCCAGACUCCACAUGCAUCAUCACCCAAUAGCUCUCACAGCCCGAAAAAGUUGGGCUACCCACCUAAUGAGAACGAUGGCGAGGCCGAUCAAUUCAAAUUCAAGCAAGCUAAGACGCUUUACGUCUCUCCGAGCGCAAAUAGGACGGUCAAGAGGAAGCUAAGUGGGAUCCAUGUAUUCAUGAUUACCGUGAACGGAACCCUGGGAACUGGACUGUACUGGCGCGGCGGUCAGAUUCUUGAGCUCGCGGGGCCCCUCGCGGCGGUUCUCUCCUUCCUACUCAUCGGGCUUUUAUCCUGGGCCGUGAUGCAGUGCGUCACAGAGAUGCUAUGUAUAUGGCCGAUUCCUGGCGCUCUUUCGGUAUACGUCACUACUCUGGCUGCGGAAGUCGACUUCUGGACUGGCGCCGACGGAACAAAGGUCAUCGAUGGGGUAGUCAUCUACUUCCUGGUUCCAUCUAUAUUAGCAUUGAUAAAUGCAACGGAGAUUGAGUUUUACGCAUUGAUAGAGGUGCUGUCUGGCAUCAUCAAGCUCGCGUGCCUGGCAGUUAUUGUCAUCGCCCUGAUCGUGAUCAAUGCUGGAGCCGGCGAAAAAGGAUAUCUAGGCAUGAAAAAUUGGUCGUCGCCUAUUGCUUUUGACCAUGAUGCUGCUGAUAGCUGGGGAAUUGCAUUCCUAAUGUGCCUAUCAAUAGCUACGUUUGCAUAUGUCGGAGUUGAGAUUGUGGCAGCAUCAGCAUUGGAGUCCGCCCUCGGCACGCACCGACAAAGGCUCGAUAGCACAGGUGUGGAAGCGAUGCAACGUAACGGCAUCCUGAUUGGGAGCACUGUCAAGUUCUCAUCAAUGUACUUCUCGCUGCUGGCAACAGUCGCCUACUCGAUUUGCGGGCUCCUCGUCUCGCUUGACAUACCGUGGAAUCACUGCAAUCUUCCUCGCCUCAGUUGGAUCAGCACGACCGCCGAAUGUCUUCCCUCCGCUCCCGGUAUCCAGACUGACACUGCCUCUGCAUUUGUGGUGAUUGCCGCCGAGUCCAUGAUUCCCCAUCUCCACAACGUCUUCAACGCGUUUCUUGUCUUCACUUGCAUUACUUGCGCCAGUACAAAUCUGUAUGUCGCGUCACGCGCACUGUUUGGGCUCACCAGCAGGUUAGAUGGAGGCAGGGGGCAACCCUGGUACAUCCAGAUUCUCGCCUUCUUAGGCCGUACCAACACCCGAAAGGUUCCUAUCCGUGCCAUGAUUACCAGUGCAGCUGCUUUUGUCUGGGUACCAUUCCUCCAGCUACGCGGCGGUACCACCACAGCAACCCCUAUUGGCAUGUUCGUUGAGAUAUUGGCGCAAAUGGGGAGUGUUCCUGUUGUUGUCGUCUGGACAUGUGAGGCUCUUGCAUAUAUCCGCUAUUACCAUUGCAUCAGCCGCCAUCGUUCCGUUAUUGAAAGGCAACGUAUUCCACAAGUACGGCGGUUUUCCAAGUCAGACUAUGACGAUUAUCCGUACCGCGGACCCCUGCAGCCCUACCUCGCUUACCUCGCUUUCGUAGGCUGUCUUUUCGUUUUGAUAGUUGCCAACGGAGCUUCGCUCUGGGGUGGCUUCUAUUUGUUUCCUUUUCUAUCCUCGUUCCUUUUUAUUCUGGUAUUUAUUGGAGUCUGGGUUCUUUUAAAGCUCGUCAGACGUGGAACCUGGACCUGGGUUGACCUGUCUAAUCCGGAUAAGGUCGUACGAAAGCUGCGGAAGUUGCACGAUAUUCGCCUGGCGGCCGCAUAG
Aspergillus nidulans FGSC A4 is the source of this 1857-nucleotide messenger RNA. RefSeq lists its product as uncharacterized. Gene Ontology annotation, biological process: transmembrane transport. NCBI's taxonomy places the organism in Eukaryota, Fungi, Ascomycota, Eurotiomycetes, Eurotiales, Aspergillaceae. The transcript has 8 exons. The coding region runs from base 1 to 1857 and encodes 618 amino acids. The record is from RefSeq and is a predicted model, not a curated record. Gene Ontology annotation, cellular component: membrane.